GCCUUAUCGGUGAAGUAGCAGCGAUAGCCUGGCCAAUCUAUGUCGUUAAUGAAGAUACAGCAGUAACCACUGCCAGAAGCAGACGACCACAUUCUUAACUCGAGCGUCGGCAGACGAGAAGAGUCUCCGUUCAGAAUAAGUCCAGGCAGCAAGGGGAGAAAGUCUUCACUGAAGAAAAUUGUGGAUUAUCUAACUUUGCUGCUGUCCUAUUUCAUAUUUAAGUUUAGUCUUAUUUAUUCAAUGCGCUGGGUGCCUCACAUAUUAAAGAAAUUUUAAAAUAAAAAAAAAGUGUGUUUCUUUAAAAAAAAAUAUAAUUUAAAUAAGUGUGAGAUUAAAUUCUUAGUCUGUAAGAAUUCUUACAGAUUGUGGAUUAUCUUUUAUGUUUAUCUUGGCUGACUACUUUAUUGUACAGACAUCACUGCUAGUAAUUGUUUUCAUUUCAUUGUGAGGUUUACCAUAUGGUCGAGUCUCAAUAAAACCUACUUGGAUGUAUACAACAAUGGCAAUUGAUCUGACGUCUGAGCAAGUGGCAGAGUUUAAAGAAGCCUUCAGCUUGUUUGACAAAGAUGGCGACGGCACCAUCACGACCAAAGAAUUGGGCAUUGUAAUGAGGUCACUAGGUCAGAACCCAACAGAGGCGGAGCUACAAGAUAUGAUCAACGAAAUAGACGCCGACGGAAACGGAACAAUAGAUUUCCCAGAAUUCCUCACCAUGAUGGCGAGAAAGAUCAAGGACACUGACUCAGAAGAGGAGCUCCGCGAAGCAUUCCGCGUGUUUGACAAAGACGGCAACGGGUUCAUCUCAGCGGCGGAGCUGCGGCACGUGAUGACGAACCUUGGAGAGAAACUGACGGACGAUGAGGUGGACGAGAUGAUCAGGGAGGCGGACAUGGACGGAGACGGACAGGUCAACUACGAAGAAUUCGUUCGAAUGAUGACGACCAAAUAAGAGAGAAAGAGAGAGGCUGUCAGGAUAGACCAUCACUGCUCUCCCCAUCUGUUUAUUGAUUUGCAUGUUGGGACAUGUGUGAACACAAGUAGUCGAGGGUGGCACGUCUGAGAGAACAAGGGAAAGUGUGACUGAGAUGUCAGUCUGAAGUUUUGAACUCUGGAAAUGUAAAUCUUACCGAGACCAGUCGUGACAGAGGGUCUCAACACUAAUCUGCAACACCGCAAUCCGUGGGAAGUUUAGACCAAUAGUUUGUUGCCACGUCACAAGUCGUGACGUCAGACCUGUGGCGUGUCAAAGAGCUAUUGAUUCUAAACUGCCCACAGAUUGCGACGUCACAGGUCAGUGUUGAGGCCCUCUACAUCAACUGGUCUCGAUCUUACACAAUUGUAUUUUGUAAAUAUUUGGUACUCCUUGGCACUUCCAAUAUCACCUUUACCCCCCCCCCCGAUCAAUUUAUCCUUGGGGGAUGCUAGGAACUAUUUUAGCCCCUGGAGUUUUUCCCCCUUGCCUACUGCUAGAUUGCUUUCCUACCUUCCCUGCCCCUCCGCGUAGACGCCUUUCGUUUUAUUAUUUCUUUAUACUUCGAAAAAAUACGAUUUUUAGCAUGCUUGCUUUGAACUUGGCCUCUCUCUAAUCGUUACAUGUUUGAAUAUUUGAUGCUCAUAGACUUAAUGUUGAACCACGCUGGUCUAUGUAGCCUCCCUUCUGUUGUGUGCAUAUGUCUACUUCAUAUUAAUUUAUUAUCGUAUUUUUUUAAACUGGUUUGGCACCAAAAGAAUAAUUUUACUACGGACGAUAAUUCAAUUCAAAAUUAGCUUGAGUUAUAAAUGGAAAUGAAAAAAUCUCAUUGCCACCAAUCACAAGCCAUCUCGUGAGUUUUGCAUACUUAGAAAAUUAUGUUCGUAAAAUAAUGGCUUGACUUUGUGGACGUCCAGUUUGUACAGAUUUGUAUUUCUGAACUCUCAGUGCCUAUAGCAAAUAAUUUGCUGUUGCAUUGGGGAAAAUCGUAAAGUUCCCUUUACAUCAAUCCAAAAUCUAAUGUUACAUUUUGGCUUUAAGUACAAUUUACAUUUAAAGUAUUAUCCUAAAGACGCCAAGCGUCUAUGAGUAUAAACCCUCCGAGUAUAAGAUAAGAAGAUAAGAUAAUAUUGUCUCAUGUAACAUCGUCAUUGUUGGCUGUAAUAGUAUUUUUAUUACUGGAUGGAAAGUUGUCCCCCUUUUUUAUUUCCUACAAAUUGUACAAAACCCGUAGUGUUACCUAGUAAAUAUAUCUAUAGGCGUAGUGAGGGAUGCACUAUGUCAGGGGCGACACCCUCAGGGGGGCGCCACACGCAGCCUAUAUUUCUUUGUGAUGUUCAUGGAAAAUGUGGAGGGUGGGCGCCAGUAAGGUACCUUGCCCCGGGCACGUUUUUCUCACUACGCCCCUGUAACUUGUAUAUCAUUGCCAAGACGAUGGUAAUUUUGGACUAUGGACUUUCUGGUCCAUUCUUUUGGUCAGUUUCAAUACAGUUCAGGUGUUGAUCAUCUGCAACUUGACUGAUAUAACGACAUGAUUAUAUAUUAAACGUAUAUACAGAUGUAUAUUUUUUUGUCUUGUUAGAAUAAAAAAAAAAGCCUUAUAUAUGUUUUCACAACGUGAACAUUGUUUCACUUUGAAAGUGUUCCUUAUUGUCCGUGAGAUGCCUGGAUCUUUAAAAAUGUCAAUGUUCUUAAAUGCUCAUGUUUUUAAAAUGUCAUACUAUUAAACUGGCAAGAUAUCUCAAUAAUAAUUAUUAUUUUGGAUAUUUAAAUAUUUUUUCUUAACAAAUUUGAAAUAGCCUGAAUACGGGAUGAUUGUGGGAUGUGUGGCCGAGAGACUAAUUACGCUUGGGCUUGGCUUGGCUAUCUAUCAAGGGAGGCUCGAAGUUCGACAUCUAACUCGAACAGAGUUGUGUUUGCUGAGCUCCUAAUGGCCGCACGGAAAGCCUUCUCCCAAAUACCCCCUCUCCCCAAUGGUGCACAAAUGAGAUAGGACCAUAUCGCUCUGAGCAUGGUAUAAGUCUGAAAAUUGCGCUAUAUAAGAGCAAUAAAAAAAAUAUAUAAAAAUCGCAUAUUAUUAUUAAUAUCUAAGUUAUGCUUGGCUUAACUAAGAGUCUACGUGGCAAACUAUCCUUGAACAUUGAAUGCUUGAAUCUAUAAAUGUUAUUUCGGAAUAGGACUUAAUAUUUCGUUAUACACUAAUUUUUUAAAGAUAGCUAUAAAUAGCUAUUGUUGGAAAGUAGGCUUAUUGAGGCUCUUUAUGGGGACUCGUUAAAAUGAGGUUUUCUUAGGGAAUUGUUGAUAUAAAAUUCUCUUUGAAGAUGGUGAUCUCAGGAUCUCUCUUUACAUUUUACCUGUUUGUAUAUCAUAAAAUAUUUCUUUUUCUACACCAUGUUUAAAAACAUGAUUAUAAACUUGAAUAUACAAGUGAAUCUAAACUGCAUUAUUGUAUACAUCGCAGACAAGGCUCAUGCUAACUUCGUAACAUCUGUAAAACAGGUAAAUCUAACAGUAAAGUAUUUUUUUGUGUGCUGCAUGGAGCAGAUUUCUUCCAGAAUUGGGUUAGGCCUAUUUGGUCAAACAAAUUAUGAAACUAGUAUCCAUUGGGCGAAAAUGCUGCAUGCACUCUGUGCUACAUGGGUGAGGUGGUUCAGUGUUAAAACACUUGACUUCCAAGACGAGUAAUCCCGGAUUCAAAUUUCAGUGAAGACUGGAAUUUUUUUUAAUUUCGGGAUUUUCAGGACGCACUCGAAUCAGACCAGCUCUAAUGGGUACCUGAAUUUAGUUGGGGAAAGUAAAAACGGUUGGUCAUUGUGCUGACUACAUGACACCCUCGUUAAGCAUAGGUCAAAUAAACCAGUGACCUUUUCCUAUCAUCUGCUUGAUUGAUCGCAAGGUCUGAAAGGGACACUUUUGACACUGUACUGGUGACUUACUUUAAUUGUACCCAGAAGCCUCGAAGAAACUUCAACAAUAUGUGAACUCUUGCAAAUAGAUUUUUCUAAUAAAUGGCUUGGUCAAUAGUAUGAAACAGCGGGUCUCCCACUGGCAAUAGAGGAGAAGACAAAGGACACCUCUAGUUAUUCCUAUGUCUAGAAUCAUCUUGUUUUAAAAUGAGGCUUAAUUUAAAAAAAUAAAUAAAAUCAGAAUACGUUGUCUGAAAGAUGAAAUGCUAACUAAGAAUAUUUUCUAUGCACGAAUUUUCAUCCUGUUUUCUAAACCAAGGCUAAAUGACACAUAUUUUUUUUUAUAAUUAUCAAAGACACAAUUUCCAUUCACAGAACCUUCAUAACAUUUUUAGAUUCCAUGUAAACACUCUCAAUGAUUCUUUAUUCAUUUGUAUUGAGACGAAGUGGCUGAGUGCUAAAGCAGUUGGCUUCCGAAUUGAGGAGUACAGAGUUCAGAUCCUGGUGAAGACUGGGAUUUUAAAUUUAGGUUUCUUUAGGGCACCUCUGAGUCCACCUAGCUCUAAUAAUAGUUGGGGAAAAAGUAAGGGGAUUUGUCGUUGUGCUGGCCACACGACACCCUCGUUAACCGUACGCCACAGAAACAUCAUCUGGCCCAUUCACCGCAAGGUCUGAGAGAGAAAUUUAAUAUUAAACAUUUUUAGACUCCAUGUAAAGUAAACUAAAAAGUAACCCUUGCUAUCCAUAGGGCUAAUAAUGUUUCUUUUUUUAUUGCCGACAGUUAACGAGGGUAUCAUGUGGCCAGCACAACCACAAACCGCUUUCGUUCCUCACUUGUUAGGUACAGAGUUGGGUGGACUUAUGGUGUACCCUAUUUAAAAAUUCCAGUUUUCUCCUAGAUUCGACCGGGACUCCUGGGUUCGGAAGCCAUGCGCUUAUCACUCGGCCACCACGACUCCCUGUCACCUUCACUGGUUAGUGUGUUGUGCUCAUGAGCUCUCAUUGACAUCCUUGUCACAUUGUUUACGCUGAUGUCAGUGGCGUUGCUAGGAAUUUACCAUGAUUUGGGGGCCCGGGGGCUUGACCUCUUUGGAGGCCCCUGCAUAUUUAAUAUUUAAUGUAAAAACACUCGAGACCCCCUGCCCCUCAAGUGGGGGCCAGGGUAUUUUCAAAUGGUCCACUUCCUUCCCCCCACCCUAGCUAUGCCUCUGGCUAAUGUCUUAAAAUGCAAAACGUGUUUUUGUGAUAUUCUAUGACAUGUGGUGGCUUGAAUAUUUUCUCUUUUUAUGGAAUAAAUCUUUUGUAUGGCUAAAUUAAAA
Biomphalaria glabrata is the source of this 5195-nucleotide messenger RNA. RefSeq names its product calmodulin-A-like. The record is from RefSeq and is a predicted model, not a curated record. NCBI's taxonomy places the organism in Eukaryota, Metazoa, Mollusca, Gastropoda, Planorbidae. Bases 488 to 949 code for a protein of 153 amino acids. Gene Ontology annotation, molecular function: calcium ion binding; enzyme regulator activity. The transcript has 5 exons.